AAAUCAACUUUUAACAUCCAUUUUUGUGUUUCAGUUGGUUUGGAGAAAAUUCUGUUAGUCUUGGAUACAUAGAUGGAAGUGGUGACAGGUUUAUAACAGUUGACCUUGCAAUCUCAGACAUUUAAAACAGGACCAGAAGUUUGUAUAAUCAAUAAGCAAACUAAUGACAUCACCAUGGGACACACAGAAGUUCUUGCAGGAGCAGGGUCUGUGUGGCUUCAGUUGCCUGCAGUGCUCCCAGGCCAGAGCAAGUGCCCGAGGGUCUGAACUGCCCGCAGUGCAGCCCUGCAGCCUUUCCCAGGGCACGUUGAUGUGCACAAAGUAAGUUUCCCUGAAGACAAAGUGAACAUGUUGACAGCUUACGUGGCAGCAUAUAUGUCCUGAGUGUGUGUUUUAGAAGUCCAACUGUUGUUUUUAUGUUUUUAAAGGAAAUAUUUGAAUCAAGCAGUUAUGGGCCCCCUGAAGUAUCCUUUUUUCUAGAACAUUCUGAAAGUCAUCCUUGCCUAUGGAAAGCCUAGGCCUACCUGCACUGUUAUGUUCAGUAAAUAAGCAGGGUGCUCUGGGCUGGGGAUUGUGUGAGGAGCAGAGCGCAGCCCGUCCUCAUGCUUUUCCACUGAAGUAGGCCAGGCGGAGAGGGAGUAAAGCAAUGAAUGCUCUUUGGCGGCUGAGUAGUCCAAGAGCCAGAAAAGAAAUGUUCAAAUUAAGAAGGCUAUAGCAGGCCAAAAUGAGGAAAUUCAGGGUUUGCGGGAGGUGGGAUUUGAGAUGGGUCUUGGAGAGUUGGACAGUGUCAGCCGGUAGGAUGGGGUUGCAGACGGAAGCCUGUGAGGAAGGCAGAGGAUGCGGAGCUGUGAGCGCAGGGAGUAGCGAGGCUGGAGAGCAGCUGGGCUGCGGAUCAAGACGUCUGCGUUUAAUUAGGGACUGAAGGUUAGCAGGGAAGGGAACGAUACCAGAUCUUGAAUUUAAGAACUUGAAUCUUGUAAAGUACCAAAUCUAAUAAAAAUUAGUCCUUAGUUGUCCUAAAUCAGAACUGGCCCAGGCAUACAGUGUUUCCGUGGCCGACAGACGAGCCAGCGCUGUCCAUGGUAACCAGCUUUUGUGUGGCUUAAAGCUUGCAUCCAUUUUCUCCUUUCAUCGUUUUCCCAAAACAACUCCGUGAGGGCCGUUAGCUCUGCUUGGUAGACGAAGAAGCCGAGGCGGCCUAGGGUCACGGCCAGGGAGCCUCUGGGACGCCAAGUCAGCUCGGUGGUCCUCAUGCCGCCUACAACUCGUCGGGCCCUCGAGGUCCGCGGCUACUGGAGGCGCCCGGGGAUGUCCUGCAGGUGCCCCGGAGAGGCCAUGGAGCUGAGCAGCAAGAAGAAGCUUCACGCCCUGUCCCUGGCCGAGAAGAUCCAGGUGCUGGAACUCCUGGAUGAGUCCAAGAUGUCCCAGUCGGAGGUGGCCCGGCGCUUCCAGGUUUCCCAGCCCCAGAUCUCGCGCAUCUGCAAGAAUAAGGAGAAGCUGCUGGCGGACUGGUGCAGCGGCACAGCCAACCGAGAGCGCAAGCGCAAGCGGGAGUCCAAGUACAGCGGGAUCGACGAGGCUCUGCUCUGCUGGUACCACAUUGCCCGGGCCAAGGCCUGGGACGUGACGGGGCCCAUGCUGCUCCACAAAGCCAAGGAGCUGGCCGAUAUCAUGGGCCAGGACUUCGUGCCCAGCAUCGGCUGGCUGGUCCGCUGGAAACGCCGAAACAACGUCGGCUUUGGGGCCCGCCAUGUUCUUGCUCCUUCAUUCCCCCCUGAGCCACCUCCCCCAGGCCUCACAUCCCAGGCUCAGCUGCCUCUUUCCCUAAAAGACUUCUCUCCAGAGGACGUGUUUGGCUGUGCUGAAUUGCCCUUACUGUAUCGGGCAGUGCCCGGCAACUUGGGUGCAUGUGAUCAAGUACAGGUGCUGCUGUGUGCCAACAGCAGGGGCACCGAGAAGCGGCGGGUAUUGCUGGGGGGGCUCCAGGCUGCCCCGAGAUGCUUCUUUGGGGUCCGCAGUGAGGCUCUGCCUGCCUCCUACCACCCUGACCUGGGCGUCCCCUGGUUAGAGUGGUUGGCACAGUUUGACCGGGACAUGGGACAGCAGGGCCGACAGGUGGCUUUGCUGCUGGCUGCCCGAGUGGUGGAGGGACUGGCAGGCCUGCCUGGGCUCUACCACGUGAAGCUCUUGCCUCUGGCCGCCUCUAGCACCACGCCUCCCCUGCCCAGCUCAGUGGUCCGGGCCUUUAAGGCCCAUUACCGACACCGGCUGUUGAGCAAACUGGCUGCCAUCCAAAGCGACAGGGAUGGCACCUCGCUGGCUGAGGCCGCGGCGGGCAUCACCGUGCUGGACGCCUUGCACGUGGCGUCUGCCGCCUGGGCCAAGGUGCCGCCUCAGCUCAUUUUCAGCAGCUUCGUUCAGGAAGGGCUGGCUCCCGGCAAAACGCCCCCGUCCUCACACAAAGCCUCUGAGAUGCCACCAGUUCCCUGCGGGCUGAGCCUAGAGGAGUUUUCCGGCUUUGUGGACCUGGAGGGUGAGGAGCCAGGGCCUGGAGUGUGUAAAGAGGAGACAGGCACCGAAGACGAGGAGAGGGACAGAGAGGGUGCCUUUGAGCCCCCGCCCACGAAAGCUGAUGCCCUCCGGGCCCUGGGCACCUUGAGGAGGUGGUUUGAGUGCAACAGCACUUCUCCUGAGCUGUUUGAAAAAUUCUACGACUGUGAGGAGGAGGUGGAGCGGCUUUGCUGCCUAUGAAGGCACCUUUGCUGCUUGCCAGAGCCCCCUCCUCUCCUGUUUCCCAUGGAAACGGCCUCUUCAGAAGGCAGAUCCGGGCUGUCUCUUUCCUGUGGAAAUAGAACUGUCAUAAAGGUGUAGAAGGGAGAGAAGUUGGGACACCAAGUCUGAGCUUGGAGUGACAGUCGUCCAAGCCCCAGGAAGAGAGCUCUAAAGAUGGGGCUUCAAGGGUAGGAAUCCAGGCUACUUAGUUUCCUUGCUUGAAAGUUAUAGAGCCUUAGAAAGGGAGUUAGUCUAGAGGCGGGCGCUUAGAAAGCUGGAGUGUGGGCUUUUUGGACAGACUUCUUCCUUGAACUCUGUUAAAAACAGUUCUGCUUCUGGAAAUAAAGUUUUUAAUCAGA
This is a messenger RNA of Cercocebus atys (sooty mangabey), 3131 nucleotides long. It is a transcript of the gene TIGD3, whose product is annotated as tigger transposable element derived 3. Lineage: Eukaryota; Metazoa; Chordata; Mammalia; Primates; Cercopithecidae. The transcript is spliced from 2 exons. Bases 1252 to 2751 code for a protein of 499 amino acids. The record is from RefSeq and is a predicted model, not a curated record. Gene Ontology annotation, cellular component: nucleus. Gene Ontology annotation, molecular function: DNA binding.